Messenger RNA from Nematostella vectensis (starlet sea anemone), 2656 nucleotides. RefSeq names its product oxidative stress-induced growth inhibitor 1. Bases 233 to 1699 code for a protein of 488 amino acids. The transcript has 4 exons. The record is from RefSeq and is a predicted model, not a curated record. Lineage: Eukaryota; Metazoa; Cnidaria; Anthozoa; Actiniaria; Edwardsiidae.
CGAAGAUUGGUCACGUGGUCACGUAAGGGUUCCGUUGGGCUUUACAACUCCUUUUUGCAUCGCAAGCGGCCCGUGUCACCUGGGAGUAAGAGUCGAUCGAACUCUCGCUCUCAUCGCUUGGAGAUGUCGGGUUUUUUUCAAAUCAGGCUGAAGCAGGUGCUGCUUACAUCACAGCAUUGAAGAGUCCAAGCCCUAACUGCAGCGGAUUCAGUAAAGACCAGCUUCAAACAAUAUGGCGUUCUACCAAGUAAAUGACAUAGAGGACUAUGAAGUUGUUGUCAUAGGAAAUGGACCUAAUGCACUGGCUUUGUCAUACAUGUUGUCUGGAAACUGGCCAUACUACAUGCCCCACCAGCACCCAGACCCCCUUUUGGACCACAAACUGUGCUCAGAGUCUGGAAAAUCUCUAAUUGAAAUGGACUUAGACUACCUAAGCGAAGGACUUGAGGGACGAUCAUUCAAUCCUGUUGCGCUCCUUUUUGAUCAACUGCAAAGACCUAACACUGACUUUGGAUACGACGAGGGCCCUUGCCUUAAAUGGCUUCAUCAUAAUAGCAAGUCUGUCAAUCACCUUGUCCUGGGGACAGGUCCCGCUGGCGGGAGCUGGCACAAUAUGCAAGGUUCACAACUCACCCUGAGCCUUAAUAACUGGCUCGAAUUACCAGGAUGGGAGUUCCAGACCUGGCUGAGAGAACACAGAUGUGAGACGGUUAGGAAGCCAUGUAUGCUUGUCAAGAAUGGCAUCAAAAGUGAUGGGAACACCUAUGAUAGAGCUACGACAAGUCACAUCGCCGAAUAUUAUAGUGACUAUGUGAACAAAAUGGGACUAGCAAAAAAUUUCUGGAAUAACGCAAAGGUACUGUCUGUGAAACGGUUGCACUGUCUUACUAAGGAUUUUCUCGGCCCAUAUGUUCUUUCCGAUGACAGAACGAGCAUUUGGGAGAUUCAGGGAGUUAAAGGGUCAUAUCCUGACAAGGUGGAACCUUUCAUUGUGCAUGCGCAUAAUGUUGUCAUAGCAACAGGCAAUAACAUCCCUAAAGUUCUUGCCAUCCCUGGAGAGGAUCAGCCCUUUGUCUAUCACAAGAUGACGGACAUUGAUGAACUUGUGAACACAUCCGAGCUGCCUUUAUCAGAGGCGGACCCUUGCCUUGUGGUAGGAGCUGGUCUUUCUGCUGCUGAUGCCAUUCUUGCUCUUCAGUCAAGAGGAAUCCCUGUCAUUCAUUCAUUCCGCCGAGCACCCAAAGACCCCAAAAUCAUCCUGAAUCAACUGCCUGAAGGAGCGUACCCAGAGUACGCAAGUGUAAGUAUGAUGAUGCGGGGAGAUACAACACUGCCAAGCUCCGCCUACAGAUCUUUGCCGAAAACAAAGCUUGUAGAGAUUCGUGACAAGGAGUGCAUCCUUAGAAACCCCGAUGGAACUCACUUCAAGCAAAAGGUUUCCUAUGUCUUCAUUCUUAUUGGAGCAUCUCCUGACUUGUCAUAUCUCCGUGGUCUAAGUGGACUGGGUCUAGAAAGAGACAGGCCCAUCGACAGCAAGGCUAAUCCAAUAGACAUCAACCCUUUCACUUACGAGAGCACUAAUGAAUCGGGGUUGUAUGCAUUGGGACCUCUUGUUGGGGAUAACUUUGUCCGCUUUGGAAUGGGGGGCGGUCUUGGUAUUGUCAAUCAUAUCUUUCGAGGUGAUGAGACAGAGUGUUAAAAGCUCUCAGAACUUCAUAAUUUUACAUUGAUGCUUUGGGGCUUAGGUAUUUAUAUGGUCCUUGUCUAUACCUAUUUAAAAAAAGUUUCGUUUUUGUAUUUUUGUUACUUUUCUAUUCUUUCUGAAACAGUCAUAUUUUUCUUAAUUUUUUUAUUAUCAAAGAUGACAAAGAUUAGUCAAACUAGUUGCAUUAAUCGAUCAUUUCCAUUCUAAGCGUUGCGUUACAGAAGCUACGCAUGUACAUAUUUCUACUGCUUGAUGAAAUCCAGCAACAGCAGUAAAAAAUUUUUUUUGAACAAUGCAAAAAAUGUAAAUAAUUGAAUCUUUCACACAAUUUAACUUAUUCAGUAAUCAUUUACUGGUAUCACGGGAGCAUUGAAAGGUAGCAGUUACCAAGUGGGAUGAUUGCUUGCGAGUCUUUUGCACUGCUUUGCAGUUCUUGUGGAUUUCUGAUAUAGAAUCCUUGAGUAUUAUUUCUGAGAUUUGUUUACUAGACAUUAGAUAGAAAAAAAAUGAAUUAACCUGGAGAAUUUUGUAGUUUGAGAUGUUCGUGGAUAAUUAGUUUUGUGAAAGUAAAUGAUUUAAUCAAUUCUAUACCGAAUAGAUGAUGUCAUGUCUUUGACAUGCUUGCUUGUCUAUCUUCGUGAAAGAUAAGUUUGCAAAUAACCAUUAAAUAAUAUCAAUUUAGAUAAUUAAUCACACUAAUAAGUAGUAACAAAUUCAUUAAGUAAUUGGUGAUUAUAGUAAUUACUAACUUGAUCGUAUCUAUACCAUUUUUACUUUUCUGGGUCAUAACUUCGUAAAGUAAUCAUGCAUUUAAAAAUAUGAUUUUGUAUUAUUCUUUUACAUUUCUUUUUCUUUUUUUACAAUCUCUGCACAAUUUAUAACACUGAAAGGGUGUAUCCAGUGUUGGUGUUAAAAAUUAACACGAGUUUAAUAAAAACCGGAUUUGUCGUA